GCCGGUGUCGCCAUGUCGGAGCCACGACCUUUGCUGCGAAUUCUGUGCCUGGCCGGCUUUAGACAGAGCGAGCGGGGCUUCCGCGAGAAAACCGGGUCUCUGAGGAAGGCUCUGCGAGGCCGCGCUGAGCUUCUUUACCUCAGCGGCCCGCACCCCAUCCCAGAGCCCGCCCCUGCACAUGGACCCUAUUCCCCAGAGGAAGAACCUCGAGGAUGGUGGUUUUCAGAGCCUGAAGCAGCCGUAUUCUCUGCCCUAGAGGAGCCCGCAGAAUGCCGGGGCCUGGAGGAAGCCUUAGGGGUGGUUCAGCAAGCAAUGGCCAAACUCGGGCCCUUGGACGGACUCCUUGGUUUUAGUCAAGGGGCAGCAUUGGCAGCCUUAGUGUGUGCCUUGGGACAGGCCGGUGACUCCCGCUUCCCCCUCCCUCGAUUUGUCAUCUUGAUUUCUGGUUUUCGCCCAAGAGGCCCCAGACUCUCCCCACCUUUCCUGCAGGCGCCCCUGUUGCUACCUUCACUGCAUGUGCUGGGAGAGACUGAUCGGGUCAUCCCUACUCAGGAGAGUCUUGAACUGGCUGGCUGCUUCUCCGGGGCAGUCACUCUCUCCCACCCCGGUGGCCACUUCAUUCCAGCUGCUUCUCCCCAGCGCCAGGUGUAUCUCAAGUUCCUGGACCAGUUUGCAAAGUGACAUUUCUGGAUUCCCUUGAUGCUCUGUCCCUUCAGCAGAGCAUUGAGGAUACUUGAAGCUCUUACCAGCCGCUCUUACCAGCAACCUUCCUUGUCAUGGCUGCAGCUCCUGGCCAUCAUCAACCGAGAGAAAUGUUGGUACCCUGGGGCUCAAGCUAUGCACAUCUUCCAGAAAAGAGCAGCAUGGCGAACUCUCAUCAAGGGAAGGGAGAUUCCACAGAGAAGAGAGCAAAAAGGGGGACACAGGAGGCAGUUUUUACACCAUGAAAUGGGUGGGCUGAUUCACAGAGAAUUUAAGGCAGGUGUAUUGGGCUAAUAGUAGGUAGGAAACAGGGUGGAUUUGGAGAAGUGUUAAAACAUAUGCUGUUAAUUACCAUCCAAUAAAGCAUAUGUUUUGACAUUUGAUGUGUCUUUCCCUAGUAUACACUCAUGUACUAGGUUUUAUGGUGGGAGUCUCAGAUCAACCCCAAAAACCAAAUUAAGUAGCUUUGGCUGAGCACACUUUUGAACAUUGAAGUGCUUGCUUCUUGACAACCACCUCUGUGUGUUGUUCUUUUGACAUUAUUCUCCCUUGGUUCUCUUUGUCCUAUUCUUUGCAAGUGGAUCAUCAAUCACCACAGAGCUUUUUACUCUGUCCUGCAAGUGAUCUCUUUUCAUUAAUGAACAUCUAUAUUGAAAUAAAACUCCUCGAUCUAGCUUUGCCAAACUGCCUAUUAAAUGUUUGAUAGGCAUAUCAAAGUCAGGCAUAAUUGUUAGCUCCAAACUUUCUUUCUAACUUUCCUGUUUGUGUUGCUACCGCCACCUUUGUAGGCCCCUACCUUUGCAGUCUUGGAGUCAUCCUUCCCUCACAUUCCCAUUUGGUUGUAAUCUUGUCUGUUCACUUGUCUGUCCCCAUCUCUCCACUCAAACAUUUACCACUAUAUUUCAAACUCUUUUCAUCUCUUGCCCAAAUUGGAUGCCCUGUCUCUUAUUUUCCCUGCUAUCCCUCCUACACAGUUAUGUCAUAUUCUUAAAGCCCCGGUUGGGCCGUAUUCCUCUCCUGUUUACAUCAGCUCCAAUGACUCCCUGUUAAGACUAUAGGGAUAAAACAUUAAUUUGUUUUAGAAAGCCCUCAAUAAUCUGGCUUCCAGCCUGUCUUUCCAGAUCUACUACUGUACAAUUCUCACUUCCUCUUGCAUGCUAUAUCUUUUCUAAUGAAAUGAGCAGUCAUUCCCCAUAUAUCUUCUAUCCACAUGUCUUUGUAUAGGGUUGUCCUUUGGAUCCAAUCCUGAUGUCUGUUCCUUGUUGGUCCCUAUCUUUAAAGCUUGGUUUCCUACUUUAGAAAUCUCCUUUCCUGACUCCCCCCCCCCACUCUCACUUGCUAAUGUUCUUCCUUUCUGGAAAUGAUUUUGUGUUUGUGUGUAAUAAAUGGAAACUAUCUUGUG
Antechinus flavipes (yellow-footed antechinus) is the source of this 2104-nucleotide messenger RNA. RefSeq names its product OVCA2 serine hydrolase domain containing (gene OVCA2). The coding region runs from base 13 to 681 and encodes 222 amino acids. Gene Ontology annotation, cellular component: cytoplasm; nucleus. Gene Ontology annotation, biological process: response to retinoic acid. The transcript is spliced from 2 exons. Lineage: Eukaryota; Metazoa; Chordata; Mammalia; Dasyuromorphia; Dasyuridae. The record is from RefSeq and is a predicted model, not a curated record.